GGCGCGCGUCAUAUCCGCCCGCUCGGCUCCGCAGCUCCAAUAUGGCGGCGCCCUGUGGCUCCUCGCAGCUCCCGGCCGCCGAGUCGCCGCUGAAGAUCCCCAAGAUGGAGGUCCUGUCGCCGGGCUCGCCGGGGGCGCUCAGCGACGGCAACCCGAGCCUCUCCGACCCCUCCACGCCCAGCGGCGCCUCCCCGCUGGGGCCGGGCGGGCCGGGCUCUGCCGCCGCCGCGGGGGCCGGGGCGGGGGGCGGCGGCGCGGGGGGCCGCGGCGGCGCGUCGCCCUCCGUCUCCUUCUCCCCCGGAGGCGCCGCGGCGGCCGCGGCCGCAGCCGCUUGCCGGGGCAUGUCGUGGACGCCGGCCGAGACCAACGCGCUGAUCGCGGUGUGGGGCAACGAGCGGCUGGUGGAGGCGCGGUACCAGCAGCUGGAGGGCGCCGGCACCGUCUUCGGCAGCAAGGCCCCCGGGCCCGCCAUGUACGAGCGCGUCUCCCGGGCCCUGGCCGAGCUGGGCUACGAGCGGACCCCGUCCCAGUGCCGCGAGCGCAUCAAGCAGCUUCCCAAGAGACAGAGUGAGUUAGUAAGGAAUGCAAAAUAUACCCUUCGCAGGUGUUACAGUCGAGUGAAAGAACAUGGUGUUGGGAAAAGGAAAAGCAGUUACACAUUUGAACAAUUGGAACAGGUGUUUGGUCAGGGAGGAUGGGACUCGCAGCCCUGCCAGCCUGUACUCAUUAAUAGUAGCGGCUUGUACCAGGAGCUGGAAUCGGAUGGCAGCACUAUGGAGGAAUAUUCACAGGAGGAUUGGGGCAACCACAGUCAGGAUCUUCACUGCUACCAGGGAGGAGACCCAGAGCUGGAUGAAAUUCCUGCCACAAAGAGAACAUUAAAGAUAAAGCAGGAAUCCUCAGAAGAAGCACAGAAGCAAGACGUCAUGCAGAACAUUGUGCAAAUCUUGGAAUCCGUCCAGUUAAAAUGGGAGCUGUUUCAGAGCUGGACAGACUUCUCCAGGCUACAUCUUUCUAAUAAACUAGCCAUUUUUGGCAUUGGUUAUAACACACGCUGGAAGGAGGAUAUUCGCUACCACUACGCUGAGAUCAGUUCCCAGGUGCCUCUUGGCAAACGGCUUAGGGAAUAUUUCAAUUCAGAGAAGCCAGAGGGCAGGAUCAUCAUGACACGAGUACAGAAAAUGAACUGGAAAAACGUUUACUAUAAAUUCCUAGAGAUUACUAUUAGCGAAGCGAGAUGCCUGGAGCUGCAUAUGGAAGUUGACUGGAUACCUAUAGCUCACUCCAAGCCAACGGGAGGAAAUGUUGUUCAGUAUUUAUUACCAGGGGGGAUUCCCAAAAGCCCUGGCCUGUAUGCCAUUGGUUAUGAAGAUUGCCAGGAGAAACCCCACUCGCCUCAUGCGGACCGCCGAGGCCCAGAUCCUGGGAAAGAGACUCAGGGGGAGGUAGAUGUCCCUUCACCGCAGGCCUCUCUCAGGGUGGAGAUGGAGUCCACCAGAAUAAUCUAUUGUUACCUUGGCAUUGCUGAGGUUAGAACUCUCCAGCAGUGCUUGUUUUUACAUUUUCAGGCCAACACCAAAACCUUCAGCAAAGAGUGGGUUGGAAUCAAUGGGUUUUUAUCUCAGAACUGCAUCGUAGAACCAGGGGUGUCGCCUAAAUCCAUCUACAUCAAAUUUGUGGAAGUGGAGAGGGAUUUUCUUUCUGCUGGCUCUUUGGUAGAGUGUCUGGAAAAAGCCAUUGGAUACCCAUUGAAGUUUAACAACUGAAUCUCGUCCUUCAUAAGGAUUAGGGCUCCUGCCUCCUUUCCAUGUUGCUAGCAGACGCUUGCGGAUCCUGUCUGUUCACAGUGGGGCAAGUAAGACUUUCAGAGUGAAAAUGAACUUCAGAGUGAAAGAUGCUUGCAAAUUAUUCGAAACAACUUGUCCUGAGCAAGUAAAAUAGACAGCUAACUUGCUUGGCAGGUCAACUGGUUUUAUAAAGAGAAGGAGAGCCUUGUAAAAAUGACUGUCGGUACAUUCCACAUUGGACAGAGCUUAUACUUUGCAUUUCAUAUGAAAAGCUGUUUUUUUCCACAAUGUUUCAUUUUUACACAUCUGUCUCUAUAUAAAGUGUUAUUACUGAUCUGAAUAAAUAAGCAAUAGAUAAUGGCAAGUUAAACCUUGGGUCACAUUAAAUGAGACUGUUUUUCAAUGCCACCCUUAGCUACUCUUGUAUAUAAUUUAGAGUUUCACUUUUUUCACCCAUCAAGUGUUUUACUAUUUCCGACCAGUGUUGCCUGCAAAGACUCUCGUUUCUGUGAUGUAUCCCACUUUACUAGUAGUGUUGCCAUAUCAGCUCCUUUUUUUUUUUUUUUUCACCAUUAAGGUAAUUCCUGGCCUUUUUGAGUUCUAGUUAGCCUCUCUGUGGCAGUGAGAAUAACCUGACAGCCGGGAAACAUUUUGUCAAACCAUGCUUAUCAAUACAAUCAAAGCUGUGAGAAUUUGGGGGGGUGGGGAGGGGAGGGAGGGGAAGGUUAUGGAUGGAGGGGAGAGUAAACAUUGAAUGCCUUUUCAAAACUGUUACUAUAUAAGCCCCAUCCUCCUGCUGGCUGAUGCUGGCUCUUUGAUUUUUCUAAAACUCAUUGAUCCGUGGAAGUUGUGACAUACAAUGAAUGUGUCAGUCCUAAUAAAAAAAAACCCAAACA
Molecule: messenger RNA, 2683 nt
Organism: Mauremys mutica (yellowpond turtle)
Lineage: Eukaryota; Metazoa; Chordata; Testudines; Geoemydidae
Gene: MSANTD2
Product: Myb/SANT DNA binding domain containing 2
Exons: 5
Coding region: 42-1766 (574 amino acids)
Source: RefSeq, a predicted model, not a curated record